AUGGUCAAUCGCGGGCGCUCGGGAGGCUGCGUGACGUGCAAGCAACGCCGCGUGAAAUGCGACGAGACGAAGCCCGAGUGUCGAACAUGCCAGCGCCUUGAGCUUGGCUGCGGAGGCUACAACAUUCUCAAGUAUCCCAAAAUAAAAUUCAAAGACCAGAACCACAAAUUUUGUAACCACACCCACCAAUAUGCCGUGGAAGCUGCGACUACUCCGAGUCGAUCGUCUGAGUGUGAUGUUCAGGACCGGGAGGUUGCGAGGGCUUUGAAUUCGCGGCGGCUCUCUGAACCCGACACCGCCGUGCCGUUUUUUCUCAAUCAUUACGCCAGUCUGGGCCGUGAUAUGGGAUCCACGCGCGGGUUCUUCGAAAUGCUCAUUCCAGCCUACUUAUCGCAGCGGGAAGAAUCAGCGCUCUCACUCGCCGUAUCAGCGUUGGCUUCAGGAAUCUUGUCCAUGUGGCGGGGAGACGACAGCAGCUUCCGUUCCCCAAGGAAGUCUUACUUCCGGGCAAUCAAACGCCUUCGGAUCGCCACACAGGAUCCAAUAGAACGUGGCAAGCCGGCAACUGUUUUAGCCGUAUUGGCGCUACAGACGUACGAAAAUGCGUCUGCGGUAUAUGACCUUCGUUGGGCUUCGAGUAUGCACCAUAAUGGCGCUGCGUCUUUGCUCUUGUCCAUGGACUCGGACAGCAUUGACGGAUCGGUGCGUUCCUAUCUGCGAAGGUUUAUGCUACACACCGAAGUUUCAACAGCGAUACGUCAGAAAGAGCCACUAAAGGAUAUCGCAUACUCGUGGAUUGGGAGUAAAGAUACGAUGGCUGUGCCAGAAAACCCCAGCUCAACACUCGAUGUGAUAGGAGCAUCCGUUGCCGAGUUGCAGGCUAGCUACACGCAGUUUAUGACAAAGGGUAGCUCGACGACGUCGUCCGAGCGCGUUUUGGGUGAGUGGAUGGCCAAGGCAAGCAGGGUUAGUGCAGAGCUUCUGGUGUGGGCUGAAAAAGUACCUGAGCACUGGAAACCGCUGAGGCUGAUUAGUGGUCGGGAUAUUCAUUCGUCCAUACCCACCUACCAGUCCGUCUGUGAGGUGUAUCCAUCCUGCCAGAUUGCCAGCAUUUGGAAUCUAUGGCGCUCUCAACGCCUGUUGCUGGCCAAGAUCACACUUGCUUCCCUCAAAACAUUCUCAGAUUUUAGCCGCUUUGGCUUCACAUACGAGAAAUGCCUCGGGGACCCCACAGAUCCUGCCAACUGUGAACAAAUCAUUCAAGAAAUGAUCGACGGCGUGUGCCACAGCAUACCUUUUUAUCUUGGCAACCGAACCACCCGGUCCAGUCUCACAGAUCUCACUGACCCGGCGGUCCUGCUUCCAAGCCAAUAUUUAUUGGAAGAUGAGGCGCGACUGGCCGGUGAUGGUCUCAAUGCAGGGAGAUCUAGGGACGACCACAGGCGUCAUAUUAUCGCGCAGGGGCCGUGGCGGGCCAUGCACCCGCUGAGCAGCUUGUUGACGCUCUUCUCGGAAGAUUACGAUGAGGUAAUAGCGAGCUUUCUUAGACCUGGACAGCGGGAAUGGAUCCGCGACCAGUUCCUGCGUGUCGCCACGUUGCUGCAUCUUCCCUCGGAGCCGCGCAAUGGCUUGAAAAUAUCAGAAUCGCCGGGAGAACUAGCAAAUGCCAAGACGGAGUAUAUGGCCAAGGAGAUAAGAAAAGGCGCAAUUCUUAUGAGUGGACCGUAA
Messenger RNA from Penicillium coprophilum, 1728 nucleotides. RefSeq names its product Zn(II)2Cys6 transcription factor domain-containing protein. NCBI's taxonomy places the organism in Eukaryota, Fungi, Ascomycota, Eurotiomycetes, Eurotiales, Aspergillaceae. Bases 1 to 1728 code for a protein of 575 amino acids. The record is from RefSeq and is a predicted model, not a curated record. Gene Ontology annotation, molecular function: DNA-binding transcription factor activity, RNA polymerase II-specific; zinc ion binding. Gene Ontology annotation, biological process: regulation of DNA-templated transcription. The transcript has a single exon.